Molecule: messenger RNA, 492 nt
Organism: Ostertagia ostertagi
Lineage: Eukaryota; Metazoa; Nematoda; Chromadorea; Rhabditida; Trichostrongylidae
Source: the annotation of a GenBank genome assembly
AACGUCGGCCCUGGACGCAGUCUUGUCAAAGAUGCUCUCAAUAAACGAUGGUUUCUUGAGAAGUUCUCAUCAUUGUUAAGAUUUGGUGGUGUCGGAGCUGUGUCGCGACUGAAAAACCCUUGCCAAGUUGCAAAAGCAAUCGCCUUUGCCGAUGAUCCUCAUGGUCUUGUGUCACCGAUGGUUUUAGUUGGAUCUGGAGCAGAAGAAUGGGCGGAAGAGAAAGGAUUCUCGCUGAGUGAUCCAGCUAAGCUGGUUGCUCCCAAGACAAUUCAAGUCUGGAAGAAGGCGCGAGACGCAAUCAAUGAAAUCGGAUAUGUCCAAGAAUUGAAGAUGGAUACUGUUGGGGCUGUUUCUAUCACGGAAGACGUUGUUGAGGCUUGCACCUCUAGCGGCGGCAUCAUACUGAAACCACCUGGACGUUUGGGUCAUUGCACCAUGUUUGGGAGUGGUACAUGGGCAGAGCGUCGUGGAACGAGAAGCGUCGGAGUGACU